Molecule: messenger RNA, 3915 nt
Organism: Hemiscyllium ocellatum (epaulette shark)
Lineage: Eukaryota; Metazoa; Chordata; Chondrichthyes; Orectolobiformes; Hemiscylliidae
Product: nuclear factor NF-kappa-B p105 subunit-like
Exons: 24
Coding region: 197-3070 (957 amino acids)
Biological process (GO): response to cytokine; innate immune response; cellular response to stress
Cellular component (GO): cytoplasm
Molecular function (GO): RNA polymerase II cis-regulatory region sequence-specific DNA binding; DNA-binding transcription factor activity, RNA polymerase II-specific; protein binding
Source: RefSeq, a predicted model, not a curated record
ACGGGCGUGCGGGGAAUUUCCAGCCGGGGAGCACUCGGCCCCGGGAAGCGGAGAGAGUCCGCUGGGUGUAUGGAGUGGUGAGUGGCGGAGCGGGGCCAGCGGAUUGCGAGUGGGGAAUACAUUGUAACUUGUGUCGGAUACUUUGUUGUUGCAAGUUGUUACUUUGUAGCCGCUGGAGGAUCCUCUUGGAUGAUUCAUGAUGGCUGAAGAGGAUACCUAUCGUCUUGGAGUCCCUGAUAUUUAUGGUAUCGAUGAUUAUAAUGCUUUAGAAUUACCCAACGCCAUGUUUACUUCGCCAAUGGGUCCCACAGAUUCUCCACUGCAGACACCUGAUGGACCAUACCUACAGAUUCUAGAACAGCCCAAACAGAGGGGAUUUCGUUUCCGUUAUGGAUGCGAGGGACCAUCCCAUGGAGGAUUACCUGGUGCAUCGAGUGAGAAAAAUAAGAAAUCCUACCCUACUGUGAAGAUAUGCAACUACGUUGGACAGGCAAAGAUUGUUGUUCAGUUGGUGACCUUUGGGAAGGAUAGUGUGCAUCUCCAUGCUCACAGUCUCGUUGGCAAACAGUGUGAAAAAGGAAUAUGUUUAGUUCAAGUGGGUCCAAAGGAAAUGAUUUCAACAUUUCCCAACCUCGGUAUUCUACAUGUGACAAAGAAGAAUGUUGCCAGUACGCUCGAACAGAGAAUGACACAGGCUUAUGUGAUGGGUUAUAAUAAUGGAGUUGUAAUUCACCCAGAAUUAAACCAUCGACACAGCGAGGGUUACGGUCAAAGGGAACUCACAGAACGUGAAAAGGAGUUAAUCCAUCAGGCUUCCAUUCAGCAAGCAAAAGAAAUGGACCUGAGUGUGGUGCGUCUCAUGUUUACAGCCCUGCUUCCAGACAGCAGCUGUCGAUUUACACGUAAACUGGAACCUGUUAUUUCUGAUCCCAUCUACGACAGCAAGGCACCAAAUGCAUCAAAUUUGAGGAUUGUCAGAAUGGAUAAGACUGCUGGAUGUGUAGUUGGAGGAGAUGAAGUUUACCUACUGUGUGAUAAAGUUCAGAAAGAUGAUAUCCAGGUUCGAUUCUAUGAAGAGGAUGAAAACGGUGGAAUUUGGGAAGCAUUCGGGGAUUUUGGCCCAACAGAUGUUCACCGGCAGUUUGCUAUAGUUUUUAGAACGCCAAAGUACCGGGACGUGGACAUUUCCAAACCUGCGUCUGUGUUUGUACAGCUUCGUAGAAAAUCUGACAAUGAAACAAGUGAACCAAAGCCAUUCACCUACUACCCACUGAUUAAAGACAAGGAGGAGGUACAAAGGAAACGAUUGAAACUUUUACCAAAUUUCUCUGACCAUUUUGGAGGUGGAGCAGGUUCAGGAGGAGGUGGAGUUUAUGGAGGAGGCAGUGGAACAGGAGGGGGUUCCAAUUACUUUGCUGGAUUUCAAGGAUAUUCCAACUACAGUAGUUACACAUACACGCCCGGGACAACAAACUCUAGUGCUGGAAUGAAACACGCUGCCAGUUGUCCGACUGAGAAUUGCGAUUGUGUAAAAACAGCUGUGAGCUCCUUAUCCAGUGACCAGCCAACACCCCAGGCUGCAGCUAAAUCCACCGGGACCCUCAGUAACUCAGAUUCUGCAGAUCCAACAGUUACUGUCGAAGAAGCUGAAGCAAAUCAAUGCUUCCUCGAAAAAGCCUUAAGUCUUGCAGAAAGACAUGCCAGUGCCUUGUUGGAUUAUUCUGUAACUGGUGAUACCAAGAUGCUGCUUGCUGUUCAGCGCCACCUUACUGCAGUUCAGGACCAAAAUGGAGAUACAGCUUUACAUCUUGCAAUUAUUCAUUUCCAAUCUGGAGUGGUUCAACAUCUUUUGCAAGUUAUUAUCAGCCUUCCCGGACAAGAUAUCAUCAACAUGAGGAACUAUCUUUAUCAGACACCAUUGCACCUGGCGGUUGUUACAAGACAGGCCAAGGUGGUGGAGUUAUUGCUUCAAGCUGGAGCUGACAUGGGUCUCCUGGAUUGCCAUGGGAACUCUGUUCUACACCUGGCAGCACAGCAGGGAGAUGUGAACGUGCUCAAUGUCCUCCUCAGCAAAAAGAACAAGACUCUACUAGAACUCCUCCAUUUGCCAAAUAAUGCAGGUUUCAAUGUAGUUCACCUGGCUGUAUUAGCGAACAGUCUGUCGUCACUGAGGCAGCUGAUUGCAGCCGAUGUUGAUGUGGAUUCCCUGGAGCAGCAAGCAGGUCGCACUGCACUCCAUCUCGCAGUCGAACAGGAAAACAUCUCCUUGGCCGGCUGUCUCCUCCUGGAGGGCAGUGCAGAAGUUGAUGCCACCACAUUUGAUGGGUCUACAGCACUUCAUGUAGCAGCAGGAAGAGGCUAUACCAAACUCUGUGCCUUACUAAUAGCAGCAGGUGCAGAUCCACACAUCGAGAAUCAUGAGCCACUAAAUGACAAAACUGAUGAAUCUGUUGAUGAUGAUGAUGAUGAUGAAGGUGAUGGUGAUGGUGAUGAUGAAGGAAUCUUUCAUGGUACCACACCGUUAGACAUGGCAGCCUCAGAAGAGGUCUAUGAUAUCCUAAAUGGUAAACCAUACCAACCGAAACCUGCACCAGUAGCUUCUUUCCCACAAGGUGACUUAGGUCAGUUGAAUAUAGAAGCAAGGCUGGAGCUGUGUAAACUGUUGGAGGUACCUGAACCCAAUCUUAACUGGAUGGCUCUCGCUCAGAAACUGGGUCUUGGAAUUUUAAUCAAUGCCUUUAAACUCAGCCAUUCCCCAGCUAAAACACUGCUGGAUAACUAUGAGGUAUGUGGUGGCACUAUCAUGGAGAUUCUGGAAACACUGAAGUCUAUGGGCUACAGCAAAGCAAUUGAUGUUCUUCACAAAGCAAUGGCUAACUCAGCAAGUGCAGAAGCAGACAGGACAAGUAACUCACCAACACCCACUGAACAACCCAACAUUGUUCAGAUUGAUACAAAAUCCCAGCAGUGUGACAGUGUGUGUGACAGUGGAGUGGAGACGUCAUUUAGGAGACUAAGCCACAUGUCAGCAGAAUGUUACAGCAACAACCAGACUUCUUUUGAAUUGUGAACUUUGCGACAAGGAUAUCGGUAGUUGAUUAAUCAGGACCAACCAAAGCAAGUGCAAUUAAUGGAUUUCAACCUAGUUUGUAAUCUGUGAGACCUGCGUUGUUCCAGCUAUUAUUAUUGUCAUAAGACAUUAUUUUAACACAGGUCAGUGCUUCGAUUUAAAGACAAGUUCUCAAACUUAAAUAACUAUUAUUCAAUUCCCCUCAGAUUUGUAUGUAGUUUAUAAAAUACACAUGGACCAAAAAAUUUUCAUUUGCAAACUGAGCAGUCCAAUAUGCUUGAGCUCACCUGUAAAGACCUGAACACACGUCAAGCCUGACAAUCCCAGUGCAGAACUGAGUGUGCUACAUUGUCAGAGGUGCUGUCUCUUGAACAAGAUGUUAAACUCAGGUACCAUCUGUCCUUACUGAAGGAUAUAAAAGCUCCUAUGAAAGAGAAUUGGGUAUCUACCCUCAACUAGACUCUGGUUGUAAUCACACACUUUGUGGGAUUAUGCUGUGUAUCCUACAUAGCACAGUGACUGCAAAGCGCUUUGGAAUACCCUGAGACUGUGCGAGGUGCUAGAGAAAUACAGGUCUGUCUUUCUUAAUACUGAUUAGUAUUAACAGAGAGAAGCUUUUCAAGAGUUUGUCUGCGAUCUUUUCACAUGGCCAUUCAUUUUUUUGCAAAUGCAGAAAAUGAAAACAAUUGAUGGAGUUUUGCUUUGGUAAUCUCUAAGCUGAAUUGUGAUUUUCAUGUUUAAGAAAAAGCUGAUUGUACAUUUUAUCACAGCUUGUUCUCAACAAUCUUAAGUGGAUAUUUGUAAAUAGUCACAGCAGCUUUGGUUGCCUAAAUUAGUCUUUUUAG